UUGUAGAGGAAUUACAAUCAUCCACAAAAGCAAAACAAUGGCUCGUAGUAGUUGGUCUGCAGAAAAAGCUACUAAAGCCUAUCUCAACACUUUGAAAAUGGAUCCAAAGGAAAAAGAACCAUCUGUUGUUGAAUUUAUAUCAGCACUAGCAGCUGGAAACAAUGCACAAUUAAUGGUUGUUGCUUGUGCUGCUGCAGCUGAUUCAACAACACUUGCAUUAAUUGCUGCUGCUAAUCAAACUAAUGGAAAUGUAAUAUGUAUUGUUCCCAACCAUGAAGAUCUAAUUGCAUCAAAAAAAUUCCUAGGAGCAGCUGCUAAUGAAGUGAAGUUCAUUACUGGAAAAGAAGCACAAGAAUUAGAUGUAUUAAACCAAGCUGAUUUUGUGGUAAUUGAUUGUAAUCUUGUGAACCAUGAAGAGAUCGUGAAAUUAGUACAAAUUGGUAAUAAGCAAAGGGAUAUAGUUGUUGUUGGUUACAAUGCUUUUAGUUGUAAAGGGUCUUGGAGAUCAUCAUGUAUAUCAAAAACACAAUUGCUUCCUAUUGGAGAAGGGUUAUUGGUGACAAGAUUUGGGGAGAAUAAUGCUAAUAGUUCUAAAUUUAGGUCUGGAAUGAGUAACAGUGCUCAAAGUCGGUGGAUUGUGAAGGUUGAUACAUGUACAGGAGAAGAAAAUGUUUAUCGAAUCAGGCUUCCUCAAAAAAAGUGAUUUAAGCUUGAAUUUAUGGUUAAUAUGGACUCGAAUUCACCUCAUUACAUAGAAUUCAAACAUUGCAACCAUUUGAACUCAGACAACGCGUUAUUGCAUAGAUUUCAAAUCAUGCAAUAAAUUGUGCUCAACAACGCCUUAUUGCAUAAAAUUUGAAUCUUGCAACCACUUGAACUCGACAAUGCCUGAUUGCAUAAAAUUCAAAUUUUGCAACCACUACAACAAAACCUUGCAGCCAUAUUUGUAAUGAACUAGUUCUCAAUUUAAAUUUUGUAGAAAAGAGAAUAUUGAAAUUUGCUUAAA
Messenger RNA from Vicia villosa (hairy vetch), 1006 nucleotides. RefSeq lists its product as uncharacterized. The coding region runs from base 38 to 703 and encodes 221 amino acids. The record is from RefSeq and is a predicted model, not a curated record. Lineage: Eukaryota; Viridiplantae; Streptophyta; Magnoliopsida; Fabales; Fabaceae. The transcript is spliced from 2 exons.